Molecule: messenger RNA, 1170 nt
Organism: Aspergillus mulundensis
Lineage: Eukaryota; Fungi; Ascomycota; Eurotiomycetes; Eurotiales; Aspergillaceae
Product: putative lipoate--protein ligase
Exons: 4
Coding region: 1-1170 (389 amino acids)
Biological process (GO): protein lipoylation
Cellular component (GO): cytoplasm; mitochondrion
Molecular function (GO): lipoyltransferase activity
Source: RefSeq, a predicted model, not a curated record
AUGUCCGGUUUAAUUCUGCUUUUACCUCUGACCAGUUCGCGCAACUCGCGUCUCGACCAUCCUCCAUCCACCAGAUUUACCAGUCCCUCUCGACCGACCCCUAUACCGUGCGUCGUUAUCGGACGGAAUCAGAACCCUUGGCUUGAGACCAAUUUGCAGAAGCUCCAUAAUGAUCGCGAAGACAAUGCGAAUUUCAGUGAUGAUGCAGUAUACGUCCGGCGACGGUCAGGCGGCGGCGCUGUCUUCCACGAUGCGGGCAACUUGAACUACAGCGUUAUCUCUCCCCGAACGACCUUUACACGGGACAAACAUGCGGAGAUGAUGGUGCGCGCAUUACACCGCGUUGGAGCGAUCAAUACAAGUGUCAAUGAUCGCCAUGAUAUAGUCAUAUCGACGCUUGAAGACCAGCCGCGGAAGAUCUCUGGAUCGGCGUUCAAGCUGACGAGAUUCCGGGCACUGCAUCAUGGGACUUGUUUGCUCGAUUCGCCGAACAUAAGUGACCUUGGAUCCUGGCUUCGAUCUCCUGCUAGAGACUAUAUCAAAGCGAAGGGUGUUGAGAGUGUCCGGUCGCCAGUGGCCAAUGUGUCUUCUUCGAUGCAAGAUGCUCCCGCUGGCUUCUCAAUGCAGGCGGUCAUUGCUAGUGUGAUGGACGAGUUUGCGCAAGUUUACCAGGUCAGCCCGGAUGCCGUCCGCCAAGCUCAACGAGCUCAUGCUGUUGAGCCGGAGUUAUACGCAGCGGAUAGCUGGGUGGCCGGGGCUGUGGGUGAGCUCGAAGCCGAUGCGGUGCCCGAGAUUAAGAAGGGCUUGGACGAACUGAGGUCUUUGGAGUGGAAGUACACCCAGACACCGCAAUUUACGUUUUCGACGUACCCAAUUGAGGAAGAUCCCCGUGAAAGGCCACCCCUUCCGCCUUCCCUGCCCCCUUCGACCCGCGUAUUUCUACGCUUCAAACACGGAGCCAUCAUUGAAAGCUGCAUAUCCACCUCUGAUAACCCAUUAAUAGCCGCAGAACAGGCGAGCCGUGUACACCCAGCCCUAAAUGGGCGAAAGCUGCAUGAGUUGCAGCUAUCAAAUUGGACUGGUCUACUACUCGGCCGGCUAUCCGCUGACGAAGAACCGGAUACUAUACGGCAGCUGGCAAGCUUCAUUGCCAGCAAGUUCGGUUCGUAA